Molecule: messenger RNA, 2563 nt
Organism: Danio rerio (zebrafish)
Lineage: Eukaryota; Metazoa; Chordata; Actinopteri; Cypriniformes; Danionidae
Source: RefSeq, a predicted model, not a curated record
AUGUGUAUUAUCCUCCAUCACUGCCAGAAGAAGUGACAGCGUGGACGCGCAGAGAGAGAUGAGCACCUGCGCAGAUCGCUGUCCGGUUCGGUCUCAAUAACAUCGACUACUGCAGUCUGCAGGACUGUGAAUACGAUCAUUUACAGCCUGCAUUAUUGUCGAGAUGCAUAACAAGGACGAAUCAGACCGGCGUUGUUGAUGAAAUGCUCCCCAGACUCAAUCCUCUCGUCGUUCAGCACUAUGUGCUGCUCAUUUACAGCGACCGCAGUGGAUUUGCCAGAGCAGUGGUAUGCCAGUCCCGGACAACUGGAUUAAUCCAGAUUUGGCAUCUCUCAUCAACACAAAAUGAAGAGCAUACGGUACAAAGCAGCGACGGUCAGAUGGAGCUGCUCUGUGGCGCGCUGUGACCAGCCCCGCAUGUGCCGCGUCCGGUUACUGCUGCUGUGCCUGUGCGUGCUGGUGGCAAUGACAUUAACACUGGCAUUAUCACUAGCUAACCAGCACCCAGAGGAGUUUGACUUACCACCAAAACCUCCUGACCUGAUCAAAGACAAGCUGAAUCACCAGCCAGGUAAACCCACUGUUGCCCAAGUGAAGCGGCUCAUCUCGCAGGUGAAUUGGGAAAGACUGUGGUAUUUCCAGCUGCGACCCAUUCUCAUUCAGCGACAGCCUGGAAGUCGAGGAAGUCGAGCUGUUCGUAAACACAUCUUUUCUCAGCUGGAUUCUCUUUCGGCUGGCUGGUCUGUUGAAGUGGACUCUUUCAUCUCUGAAACCCCGCGUGGCCCAGUUAGCUUCUCUAAUAUCCUGGCUGUGUUGGACCCGAUGGCUCCCCGAAGACUGCUUUUGGCUUGUCACUAUGACUCUAAAUUGAUACCUUCAGACGCAAGUGAGCCACAGAAGGUGUUUGUGGGUGCCAGUGACUCAGCCGUACCCUGUGCCAUGAUGCUGGAACUGGUCACAGCUUUGGACGCACACCUGAAAAAGCACAAGCAGCUGAUGUCCAGGGUGACCCUUCAGCUGGUCUUCUUUGAUGGAGGAGAGGCGUUCGAGCAGUGGUCUCCGACAGACUCAUUAUAUGGUUCACGGCAUCUCGCAGAAUACAUGUCCAGCAUUCCUCAUCCACCGGGAUCUGAACAAACCACACUUCUCAAUGCCGUGGAUCUCCUUGUCCUUCUGGAUCUGAUUGGUGCUGCUGACCCUAUGUUUGUGAAUCACUUUGACAACACAGCUCGUUGGUUUGACCGCCUAAUCGCUGCUGAGAAAAGACUUCACACUUUGGGGCUCCUGUCUUCCCAUCCCAAAGAGCAGAGGUAUUUUAUCAAGGAUAUGAACAUGGGCCCAGUCGAAGAUGAUCAUCUUCCUUUUCUUCAGAGAGGAGUACCAGUGCUACAUUUGAUCGCAACACCGUUCCCUUCAUUCCUGCACACGAUGGAGGACACGGCAGACAAGAUUCACAGACACACUGUGGAGAAUCUCACCAAAAUCCUGGUGGUUUUCUUGGCUGAAUAUCUGCGGCUAUAAUAUUACAUCUGCCGCGGUCGAUACCUCAGCUGCACUGCUUUAGGAUAUCUGAAAAUCAAUGUGUUCUCAGAGAUGCGUGAUGUACUGUAUAUUCUCAGGCUGCCAUCUUGUAUCCUCACAUAUGCUUACCUUUAGACUUUCUGCCAUGUUAGUCAAUUGGUACUGUGCCUUCAGAUAGUUCUGCUAUCUAGCAAUGCACUAUAUAGACUAAAUAAUAUAACUAUCUGUGCCAAAAAAGUUUACCAAUGUUUAUUCAUCUGUUCGAUAACUGUGCAAUAAUAUCAACAGAAUGCAAAGUAGAUAAGCUCAGGAAUGGAUGUGAACCUGAUGCUAUGUAAGAGAUUAUUAUACUAUGCACUACAAUGAAGCUCUAUAAUGCUACAACAGUUCUGAUCAUAUUUAAUAUAUUUAAUCUCACAAACAUUUUCUCAAAAGAGCAGUCUGUAAUCUCUAGUAGCUAAAUGUUCAAUCACGUCUUGAUUAUAUAGUUUUCUGAAAGAUAUGGAAAGUCGUACUUAAGUAGCAAAAAAUUCUGACUUCAGACUUGACAUAGACUUGACUUGUGCUUCAACAGAGAGACUCUUCAGAUCUGAAUACCUUUGAAUAAUGCAGCUUUUUUAGGUUUGUUUUUUUUUUCGUUCACAAAUGAUGAUUAUUUUACUGAGUGGCAUUUACUGAGAGGGUAGUAGUGAUUGUCUCUUAUAAUGGGUUAAAUAACAAAGGGUAAAAUAAAAAUAUAAAAAUAUGACAUUUUGAUUUAUGUACAACCCAAUGUACUUUCCUUUAAAAUAAGAGUUUUGCUUUUAUUUGAUGCUGUGGAUAUAAUGGGUUAGUAAAGGGUCUAAAAAUAUGGCAUUUUGAUUAAAGUAAAACCCAAUUUACUUUUAUUGGAAUAGGCGUUUUGAUUUAAUUUCAUGCUGUGGAUCUAAGGUACCUGAAAUGUUCUUAUGUAAAGACAAAUGAUACCAUAAAAGAUAUAAAAUUAUAAAGGGUUUGAAAAUCUUAUUUUAAUAUUAUAGUUUGUGGGCGGCACGGUGGCUCA